GGGCCAGCCAUGCGAACGCCCGGCCAAUGGGAGCGGCUCCUCGCGGUGGGCCGUGGAGCCUCGUAUGCAAAUGAGCAACGCCCACCGUCGCCUUUCCUCGUGAACGCUGACGUCACGCACGCGCGGCCCGUGUUGGUUCCAGCUGACUCUCCGCUCCCUCCCGUGGCGCGCGAGAGAGAGGGGUGAGAGAGAGAGGGAGAGAACGAGAUAGACGAAAAUAACGUGUGUGUGUGUGUGUGUGGGGAAGAGAGUGAGUGAGAGCGAGAGAGGGAGGGAGAGGGCGGGAGGGAGACGAGAGACAUCAGCCCCAUCCAUUUGACUCGCACAUUGUUGGACAUUAUUAUUUUUGACGCAAUCUUUUAUUUUUUUCCCCACUUUUUAAGCUUUUUUUCUAUCUCAACGGGGCUCAUUUAUCUCCAAGUUUGUUUCCCAUGUUUGGUUUAAAUCCCGGAGACUUCCCACGGCGCCAUUCCUCCCGUCCUAACGCACUGAGGUCCUCCUCCACGUCCGACUGCUGAGCCGCGCUGUCAUUCUCCACCACCGCUUCGACUCAUUUCGGAUUCGGGUGUUUUUCCCGGUCGGAGACCACCGACCACCACAGGGACUAUCGGGGGUCGGAUCGCAGCCCGGGAUCUAUACCGUCUGCGACCCGACGGAGUGAAGUUAGAGAGCUGCAGCCGGGGAGCGAGAGAGAGGAGCGGAGGGGAAUCCGUUCUCUCUGCCGUCUUCAUGGAGCUUCACCCGGCCGACAUGGCUCCGUUCUCCCGCUAGACCCUCCCUUUAGACCCGCCUUCAUGGACCGGACAGCGGGCCGCCUCGCAUCGAGUUAACCGCCGGGCCGUCGGGCACCUGUCAGCCUCCCCCUACCGGGAUUAUUGUGCGUGUGAACCCGGUGUGUUGUGUGUUGUGUGGGGGACCGUAGCGGGCCUAUACGCCCACGGAGCCUGUCAGCGUCGAGGUCCACCGGCCAUGUCACGUCCGCUCACCCAGCUCCUACCGCCUGAACACCCGGCCGGAGCCAGCCCGCACCUCGGGAGCAGCAACCCGCCCGGAAGUGCACCGAACGGCGGUCACUUGACCUCCAUGGCCAGCCUCAAGUCUCUGCUCCAACUGCCAAUCAAAGCUGACCCGCGAGCCGCCAAGGACUGCUGCGAAAUGAAAGACAAGGCCAAGCCCCCAGACCCCGAGGAGGAGGCGGUGGGGGCCCCCCCCCCGGCGGUGCCGGCGGGGGGGCCCCCGGGCGCGGGGCCCCUGCGGCCCAGCUCCCAGUCGGCCUUCCUGGGGCCCCUGCUGUGGGAGCGCACCCUGCCGUGCGACGGGGGUCUGUUCCAGCUGCAGUACAUGGACCUGGAGGAGUUCCUCACGGAGAACGGCAUGGGCAUGCACACCAACGGGCCCAGCUCGGCCACCGCACAGAUCCCCUCGCAGAGCCCCCAGUCCGCGGUGCCCAACCAGAGUUCUCAGUGUCCGCCCUCCUCUCCUCCUCCCUGCUCCUCCUCUUCCUCCUCCAUGUCCUCCUCUUCCUCCUCUUCCUCGCUCAUCGGUCUGGAGACGGUGCAGCCGCCGCCACCGCAAAGCAUCAUGGGAGCAGCGCCGGAGUGUCUGCAUGCAGGAAGCCAGACCCCUUCCUCUGACCCCUCGCCCUCUUCCUCAUCUUCCUCCUCUUCCUCCUCGUCCUCCUCGUCCUCCUGCCCUCUCGGUCCCCCCCCGUCGGUCGGCCCGCCGCAGGUUGCCGACGGCAACAGCGACGUCCUGGUGAACUUUGACCCUGACCCGGCAGACCUGGCCCUGUCCAGCGUCCCGGGCCAGGAGGCCUUCGACCCGCGGCGCCACCGCUUCAGCGACGAGGAGCUCAAACCGCAGCCCAUGAUCAAGAAGGCCCGCAAGAUGCUGGUGCCCAACGAGCAGAAGGCGACCGCAUCCAAGGACGACAAGUACUGGAGCCGGCGCUACAAGAACAACGAGGCGGCGAAGCGCUCCCGCGACGCGCGGCGGCUGAAGGAGAACCAGAUCACGGUGCGCGCCGCCUUCCUGGAGCGGGAGAACGCUUCGCUGAGGCAGGAGGUGGCUGACAUGAGGAAGGAGCUGGGACGCUGCCGCAACGUCCUCAACAAGUACGAGAGUCGCCACGGCGACCUGUGAAGAGGAGCGGCGGGGGGGGACGGAGGGGGAGACGGAGGGGGAGAGGGGGACGGGGGGGAGCCCGACAACACGGCACUUUAGCAGGGGGGGGGCGAGGGGGCCCGCGUAGACCUGCAGCAAGCAUGGGGCCACACCUGGGGCCCCACCUUGGGCCCCACCUGGGGCCCCACCUGGGGCCACACCUGGGGCCCCACCUGGGGUCACUUGGGUCACCUGGGGCCACUGCUGGGGCAACACCCGGGGCAACACCCGGGGCAACACCCAGGGUCCCCUGGGGUCACCCGGGUCACCUGGGGUCACCUGGGGUCACCUGGGGUCACCCGGGUCACCUGGGUCCCCUGGGGUCACCUGGGGUCACCUGGGGUCACCUGGGUCCCCUGGGGUCUCCUGGGGUCACCUGGGUCCCCUGGUCUCUCCAGGUCCGACCCGGGCCCCCCCGGGCGUGUGCAGGUGUGUGUGCAUCUUGUCCAGGUGUAUCUCUGUGUUUGUGCAGGUAGUGCGCUGGCCCCGCUCCCCUCCAGACAGGGUGUUAGCCAGUGACCUCAUGGAGCCGGGGGGGGGGGGGGCGGGGGGUUACAGAACAGGAGACAGAGGUUCUAUUUUUGGAGGACAGCAGAUGGCGGCAGAGGACAGAUUUUGACAUAAAGGAGAAGUGUAUAUUUUUCUAUCGCAGAGACAGCCAGUUGGACCAGAGAUUUUGGAGCUAGUCUUUUAUAUAUUUUAUAUGUGGGAGGUGGGUUACAGGGAGGGGGGGGGGUGUCUUAGCGAGCGGGGGGUCUAGCGCGGCCACCGGCCACGUCUCACCAGCACUAUGCGCGCCAUCUUCUACAACCUCCUACGCUGGACUCAAAGACAGGCCGUCUAGAAUGUAUGGGGGCUGACCCGCCCCCCUGGCUCAGCCAGGUCCCAUCCAGGGGGGGGGGGGGGGGGGGGGGGGGGACCGGGGAGGAGGAGAGGAAGAGGGAGAGGGGGGAGGGGGGUAUAUUAUAGUUGAAAUAUAUAUAUUGAUUUGUUUCUAUGUUUGUAUCGUGGCCCCAAGAAAGCACUUAUUUUAAUCUCUUUGAGGGGGGGAGGGAGGGAUGUAGGGAGGCAGAGUGGGGGAGAGAGGGAGGGAGGGAGGGAGGGAGGCAGAGUGGGGGAGAGAGAGGGAGGGAGGGAGGGAGGUAGAGUGGGGGAGAGAGAGGGAGGGAGGGAGGGAGGUAGAGUGGGGGAGAGAGAGGGAGAGGGAGACUGCUGGAUCUGAAGAGAUGUGUACAGACCAGAUUUGGUGCUCUUGUCUCACGUGCACACUCUCACGUGCACACUCUCACGUGCAAACUCUCACAUGCACACACGCUAAUAUCCUACCUGCUCCUAACACUCAACCCCUCUUUGUGUAUGAAAGAAUGAUGUUAUAAAGACAUGAACCGCACACACAUACACACACACACAAAAACCCAUACACAUACACACACACACACACAACCACACACACACACCUACACAAAUAAACAUACCUGCAAACAAACAACUGCACACACAACUAACCAAAUACACAAACCUACACACACAAAUACACAAACCUGCACACAUACACACCUACACACACACACGCACACACACACACAACUCCCGGAAAUAACAUGCGCAAAGACAUUCCCACAUGCACACUUGUACACACACACACACACAUACUAAACUGCCUGAACUCUUAGUUGUGUUUUUCUUAACGUCCGUCUGGGUUGUUCCCGUGAACCGCGUCAUACCUCCCAACAACGCUACUGUACUAUACAACCUUACUAUUAAAACUAUUCUCUCACUAGAUAUAUAAAUAUACAUGUUGAUAUGAUAUAUGCUUGAAUUAUGUGACUAUAGCUGUAAAAAAAUAUAUAUAAUUUGAAUAUUUCAGUGUAGAAAAUGACAGAUCUGUCCUGUUUUAAUCUCAGGUGUGGAUCUGAUAUACAUUAAAAUACAAACGUGCAAAAAACCCAUGCAUUGAUCACUCACGUUGUGGCUCGACUUCUCUUUCCUUUCUUUCUUUGGUUUAUUUAUUGGUUUAUGUUUUAUCGUAGUUCUGGAUGCCGACCGCAGGGCCGAACCAGGUCCAAUCUGAUUAAAAUGACUAAAUGUUCUUGAAAAUAAGUUAUUGUUAUGUUGUCUGCAAGUACAGUUGCUAGUAUUAUUAUUAUUAUUGCUGUUGUUGAUAAUAUUGAUAUUCUGAAACUCCUUCUUUUAGUAUUUUCUUCACAGACAGUUUUGGUUUUGAUUCCUCUAUUUAUACCCCAGAACAACUCCAUUUCCCAGCAGCCUGUUCACUGGCGAUACCAUCCACAGAUACUGUACGCCCCAAAUGAAUUAUGGGGGUUGUAGUUUUUUUCCUUAUGUUUCUUGGGGGAGAAUUCUUUCCAUCACACAGACUUUUUGAACCUGUAACAGAAACUGCCAGAGCGUUGUGACGUCAAGUCGAUGGAUUUAGGAAGCCAUUUUUGAAGUCUCUCUUUCUUUUCUUCUGAAAAACAGGAAUUUUCUGCGGACAUUUCAGAAACCUUUUCGAAGAAAACUUUUUAAUGUUACCUCUUGUAACUCGUGCUACAACUCGGCCAAUACAAAAUCGUGGAAGUUAUGGUUUUCAUACUGUACGAUAAACGGCAUUGCGGGUAAUACGUCAUUAUGAAUAACAAUAACAUUAACAAACAAUAAUGCUGAAAACAAUAAUGUACACAAUCGUGUUGGUUUGUGGAUUCUCGGCUAGCUUCUCCUUGUGACUGUUAGGAACUACAAGUCCCAAGAGCGCAUCACUCCCCCUGUUCCUCACCAGUAUUGUCUCCUGCCCACAGGGAUGAUGGGAUAUGUGGUUCAGCUUUCCCCCCACCAAAAAAAACACCAAUAAAAGCUUCUUCUUAUUGGCUGA
Molecule: messenger RNA, 5032 nt
Organism: Gadus morhua (Atlantic cod)
Lineage: Eukaryota; Metazoa; Chordata; Actinopteri; Gadiformes; Gadidae
Gene: dbpa
Product: D site albumin promoter binding protein a
Exons: 5
Coding region: 970-2142 (390 amino acids)
Biological process (GO): regulation of transcription by RNA polymerase II
Cellular component (GO): nucleus
Molecular function (GO): DNA-binding transcription factor activity, RNA polymerase II-specific; RNA polymerase II cis-regulatory region sequence-specific DNA binding
Source: RefSeq, a predicted model, not a curated record